Molecule: messenger RNA, 7092 nt
Organism: Closterium sp. Naga37s-1
Lineage: Eukaryota; Viridiplantae; Streptophyta; Zygnematophyceae; Desmidiales; Closteriaceae
Source: the annotation of a GenBank genome assembly
AUGGGUCGUCGAGACGGGUUUCGAACCCUAAGCGGAGACAGUUCCGUCUUUACUGACACUAUUCCGGAGGACACGGCGAAUUUUGACACCUUAGCUUACAAAGGAAAUCGAACGGCGUCGUCUAACGAGGAUAUCGAAGAGGAGGAUUGCAAGGAGUUACUACUUACGCCGGGGCAAGAUGAGGCUUACGAAGCGGUCGGCUGCUGUCCUUCGCUGACCUACAGCGGCGUAAAUCCACAGCAGAAACGCCGGCCACUAAUAUUACCUACAGGAAAUUUAACAACAUCAUCUGCCUGCGAUCCCUCUAGUAGUAGUGCCGAGGAAAUCGAUAGUUGGGAGAACGAGAAAGAGGCGCCGAGAGAAGAAAGAGCGGAAGGCUCAAGGGAGAGUGAGAGGGAAGACAGGAAUGAAUGUAUUUUGGAAGAUGAUGAGGAGCACGUGUCUAAUCAUGAUGGGGGGCAUGCGAGUGAUGAUGGGGGGCAUGCGAGUGAUGAUGAGGGGCAUGCGAGUGAUAAUGAGGGGCAUGCGAGUGAUGAUGAGGGGCAUGCGAGUGAUGAUGAGGGGCAUGCGAGUGAUGAUGGGGGGCAUGAGAGUGAUGAUGGCCGGUAUGCGUCUGAUGAUGGGAGAGGGUGUGAGUUCGGGCCUGGGGAGGAGGAGGCGGAGAGAGCUAUGCUCGAGGAAGCGGAAGAGGCGGCGAAAGGGCGGCAGUCGUGGCUGUCGAGUGUGGAGUGGUUCGUGUCGUGGCCGCUCGGGCGACUCAGCCACCCGUGGCGCAAGCGUGUGCUAUGGGUGUGGGUGCUGGUGGCCGCAGCGAUCCUAUCGAUGGUGUUUUUCACCGCGUGGCAGCAUGCCAAGACGAACGAGAAGCACGACCUGGAGGAGCACUGCGACGAGUGGGCGGCGUUCAUCGGCGCCAAGUUCAACACCACGAUGGCCAACACAAGAUCCAUGUCCGAUUUCAUCCGCGCCUAUUACCUCGAUAGCAAGAAGGAGGACUUUCGUGACUUGGCAAAAUUCCAGCGGUUCACUCAAGCUACGCUUGAUAGCCGACCCAUGGCAUCAUUCGUGGCGUUCACUCUCCUCGUGAACAACUCGUUCAUCCGAGACAGAAUCGAGAGGACCGCCGGCCAUUGCUUCUACGCACCCGAGCCCAACGGCACCGUGUCGUGCCGCCCGCGUGGCUUGCCGCUGUACGCGCCAGUUCUGGUCUUCCAUGGACGCAAGGACUUCAACCCACGGUUCAGGCCCAUCACUGCUGGAUGCUGCUAUGACAUCCUAGAAGACCCAGGAGUGAGCGACAUGAUCCACCGAGCCAUCAACUCAGCCGCCUCCGUCAUGUCUCCGCCGUUCAUGCGCGACAACUACCCCUACCAUUUCAUCGGCCAAGUCUUCCCAGUCUACUUCAACCUCACCACCUUCGCCCUGCCCCCCUCGCCCUCCCCUCCCUCCAUCGCCAUCCCUCCGCUCGCCACCCCCGGCCCCGGGGUGCUCCCUCGGGGAUUCGUCAUUGCGGGGUAUAACUUUGCAAACCUGCGAUCGCUGGCGGGGUUUAAGCAGCUGGAGGAGCUGACGACGCGGGUUUACCUGGUGGACGGUACCAAGGGGGGGGCUUGGGAUGGUGCGCGGAAUGAGACUGCACGGAAUGAGGACGGGAAGACUAGUAGAUGGAUGCCUGCGCUGUUAUUUGACCAUGAGGGGGUGGUGGAUGAGGAGGAGAUUGGUGCGUGGAUGGUGGAUGGGGAGGAGCAGGGGCGGGGGAGGGUGCGACGGGUGGUGCAUUUGGGAGAUCCAACAAAAAGGCACACCUCAUACAGGAGGCCGUUCGGACCGUUCAUCUGGAUAGUAGUCGCCGUGCUCUUCCUCACCGUCUCCACCUUCCUGCUCUGGACGAGCAUCCAGCUCAUGCACGCCUUUGAGUGCGACUGCCACCACCUGGCUGUGGCACAGCAGGAGCUCCGCGCUGCUCGAGUGGAAGCCGAGGCGGCGAGUCGGGCCAAGGGAGACUUCCUCACCACCGUGUCGCAUGAGAUUCGCACGCCCAUGAAUGGCGUCAUAGGCAUGCUGAACCUGCUGCUGGAGACCCCUCUGGACGGCACGCAGCAGGACUACGCGGAGACGGCGUGCAGCAGCGGGCGGGCGCUGUGUGCGCUGAUCAACGACAUUCUCGACCUCUCCAAGAUCGAGGCCGAGAAGCUCCGCCUCGAACGCAUCCCCCUCGAUCUUCGCGCACAGCUCGACGACGUCCUCGCGCUCUUCGUGGAGACCGCCGAUGAGAAGCGAUCGGUGGAGCUCGCCGCGUUUGUGGCGGACGAUGUGCCCGAGAUGCUGAUUGGGGACCCGCUUCGAGUGAAGCAGAUACUCAUCAACCUCAUUGGGAACGCCUUGAAGUUUACCACCAAGGGCCAUGUCUUCAUUGCCGUGCUCCUCGCAACCGCCACCGACAACACCAACGAUGAUAAUGGCGCUCCCCCGUCGCUGCUCUCAGUUGCCUCCACAACGCACCAUUCCCUUACCAAUUGCUUCGCCAGUGCAAGCAGCCAUAGAGACGGGAAGGAUACAGCAAGCGAAGAUGGAGCCACUGCUGGGGUAGAUGGGAGGAGCGGUGCUGCUGGUCUUGGCGAUGGCACUCGUGGUGGCAAUGAUGGCACUCGUGACGAUGAUGGCACACGUGAUGAUGAUGGUACUCGUGAUGAAAGUGAAUCCGGUGCCGAUGUGGGCACUAGUGGCAGUAGGCCUGUUGUGGAGGCAUGUUCUGAGCCUGUAUGUCUGACGCUGAGUGGCCGGCCAGCCAUGAAGACAUGGUGCUCGUGGGAGGCCAUGCGGGAGCACAUGGACCUUGGAGCCGUGGGCAUGGGCAUGGGCAAGGGCAUGGGCAUGGCGAAUGAUACAUGCCGUGGACGCCACGACCCUUGUGGCCUGCCCCCUGACCAGCCUGUGCGCCUGAUGGUGGCUGUGGAAGACACAGGUACCGGCAUCCCGCGCCACGCUCGGAGGCACAUCUUCCGGCCGUACACACAGGCAGAGCGCAGCACGGCACGGCUGCAUGGAGGCACGGGCAUCGGCCUCUCCAUCUGCAAGCGCCUGGUUUCGAUGAUGGGCGGAUCCAUCUCCUUUGUAUCAAAGCCAGGCGUCGGCACCACCUUCCUCUUCGAUAUCCUCCUCCACACACCCCCUCCCCCUCACCCCCAUCCGUCCCAUCCUCCUCCUUCUCAACCCCACACUCCUCCACAAACCAGCACUUCUCCUCAUGCUCCUGUCCCACCUCUCUCCUCUCUCUCACUCCCUUCGCCCCUGCUUACAGCAUCUCCAACCUCUUCUCAAUCCCCUGCCACUCUCACGCCCACCCGCUCUGCCACUCCCUCCGGCCUUCCAUGCAUCCCCUCUCCUCUUACUCAAAGCUCUUGCAACGUGCCCCACCAAGGCACAGGAAGCCAGCAGCAGCAGAAUCAGGCGGCGUGUGGGUUAGAGGGUGUGUGUGCGGUGAGUGGUGGGAGGGCCACGGGUGCGUUAGAGGGAGUGUGUGUGGCAAGCAGUAGGAGUGGUUGGAGGGCAGCACGGGGAUGGGAGGGUGUGUGUGUGGUGAGUGUGGACGACCGGCCGGAGCAGGGGCAGGAGCAGGAGCAGGAGCAGGAGCAGGAGCAGGAGCAGGAGCAGGAGCAGGAGCAGGAGCAGGAGCAGGAGCAGGAGCAGGAGCAGGAGAAGCAGAAGCGACUACCCUGCGCUCAAACGAACACAGGACCUAUCAGCAACCUCUCAUGUCCUCCCCUCAAGCCUCGUCUUGAGCCGUUGAGUCAUCCUCUUGAGCCUCCGCUAGAGCCACCUCUCAAGCUUCUUUGCAAACCUCCUCUCGAGCAUCCGUUCAAGCCACCUUUCGAGCCUCCCCUCCAGCCGUUGAGUCGUCCUCUCGAGCUGCUGAGUCUCGAGUCUCCUCUCAAGCCUCCUCUCGAGCCGUUUGGCUCGCCGGCUGUUCUUGUGGCUCCUUUCACCUUCCGCCCCUCCGCCUCCACUCCCUCGGCCUCAUCCGCCCUCUUCUCCCCGCUCUCUCCCACUCCCCUUUCCCGCCAGUCCUCCUGCCCUCCUCUUUCAAUCAGUGUCAUAUCUUCGAGCGAGAAUGGCGAGGGUGGAAGGGAGGAGGAGGAGCGGCGGCAUCAGCAGCGGCAGCAGGCGGAAAAGGGAGCCAAGGAGGGAGAGGAGGCAGAGGAAGGAGAAGAGGAGGAGCAGGAGGAGGAGGAAGAAGGAGAGGAGGUGAAUGGAGAAGGGGGGUUGCAGCAGCAGAAGGUGCACUACAGGAGCUUGAGCAAGGAGGAGAGGCGGGGAUGGGUGGGGGCGGUGGUGGUGGAGGGGGAGAUGAUGCAGCGGCUGGGCAUCACAGCAGAUCAAAUCCACGCUCUUAUGAUGGGCCAGGGGGGGGUUGGGAUGACAGGGUCUGGCAAUUUGAUGAGUGAGCGAGGGCAGAUGAGCGAGCGAGGGCAGAUGAGCGAGCGAGGGCAGAUGAGCGAGCGAGGGCAGAUGAGCGAGCGAGGGCAGAUGAGCGAGCGAGGGCAGAUGAGUGAGCGAGGGCAGAUGAGCGAGCGAGGGCAGAUGAGCGAGCGAGGGCAGAUGAGCGAGCGAGGGCAGAUGAGCGAGCGAGGGCAGAUGAGCGAGCGAGGGCAGAUGAGCGAGCGAGGGCAGAUGAGCGAGCGAGGGCAGAUGAGCGAGCGAGGGCAGAUGAGCGAGCGAGGGCAGAUGAGCGAGCGAGGGCAGAUGAGCGAGCGAGGGCAGAUGAGCGAGCGAGGGCAGAUGAGCGAGCGAGGGCAGAUGAGCGAGCGAGGGCAGAUGAGCGAGCGAGAACAGAUGAGCGAGCGAGGGCAGAUGAGCGAGCGAGGGCAGAUGAGCGAGCAAGGGCAGAUGAGCGGGGAAGGACACAUGAGUGGGGGCAGGGAGGAAGGUGCGGAGAUGACAAGGGAGGGUUUGAGCGGGUGUGCAGUGGAGGAGAAGGCGUAUGGCAGCAAGGGCAGCAAAUGCAGCAGCUGUAAAAGGUGGCCCGUCCCCUUCCUUGUGCUUCUGCACGGCUCCCUCCCCCUCCCAUCUACUUCUCUUGCCGGAGGCAUUUUCGCGAGCGACAGCUUCAGCCCUUACGAGACGUAUGCUUAUAAAGGGGACAUUUCUUGCCGUGAGCCCCACUCGCACGGCAACAGGAAGGUCAGCUAUGAGCCGCCACUAGACGGCAGGGGUCAGACUGGAGAGCGGAACAGGGAGAGGAGCAGGGAUAGGAGGGGCAGGAGCAGGGACAGGAGCAGGGACAGAAGCAGGGAUAGGAGCAGGGAUAGGAGGGGUAGUAGCAAAGACACAGGUAUGGACAGGAGCGGUGAUAGGAAGCACAUGAGGGACAGGAGCAGGAGUAGCAGCCGUAAGAGCAAGGAGAAGGGUGGAACAGCUGAAAGAGCGGAAGGAAGGGCGGGUGGGAUUGAUUUGAAGUUCAGCCGAGAUACUUCGCACCAGCAGCAGCAGCAGCAGCAGCAGCAGCAGCAGCAGCAGCAGCAGCAGCAGCAGCAGCAGCAGCAGCAGCAGCAGCAGCAGCAGCAGCAGCAGCAGCAGCAGCAGCAGCAGCAGCAGCAGCAGCAGCAGCAGCAGCAGCAGCAGCAGCAGCAGCAGCAGCAGUCUUCUGAGGCGCCUCAAAACCAGCAGCAGCAGCAGCAGGAGCAGCAGCAACAGGUCUCAGAAAACACGCCACACGUAUACCACCGGCCUGUCAGUAUAGACUGCAGUGACAGUAUCAAUCGCCAGGGGCAGGGUGAGGGGCAGGGGCAGGGGCAGGGGCAGUGGGGUGGUGAGGCAUUGGAGCUAGUGAGUCCUCAGCAGGUGAAGGGGCAGUGGGGGGGUGGUGUGGUGCUGAGCCCAUCGGCCCUCCACAAGGCUGGCAGCAGCGCUGCAGCGGCCCUCUGGCGAGCUGUGACGUCCCCCCGACCACUCAUGUCCCACCAGUCCCUUGCUUCCCCUCAGUCGCUCAAUUCCCCUCACUUGUUCAAGUUGCUCCGAUCUCACUCUCCCACCUCUCCUACAACUCCCACCACUCCCACCACCCCCACCACCCCCACCACUCCCAACACUAUCACCACCCCCGCUUCUGACGCUGCCAAAUCCAAAGCUGCCAGCCUUGUGGCAUCGCUUGGACGGCAGCAGCAGCAGCAGGGCGUGGAUGGCAGCAGUGUCUCGUUGGCCAGUCGAUCUGCUUCCCUCGAACACCUGAUCGAACCGGUUGCACCUGCUGCUGCUGCUGCGUCGGGGGGCUUGGCUUCGGUUGCCGUUGGCGGUUCAGCAGGUGGAGGUGGUACGUUGAUGGGAGGUAGGGGCGUUGGGAGAGGCACCAGUGCUGGGGAAGCACCUGGUUCGGGUGAAAGGAUGGCUUGCGUGCACGGGUCAGCAGGUGAAAGGAGAGCAGCUGGGCGGUCCCGUGUGAGACAGGGUGAUAAGAGGCAUAGCACAAGCACCAGUGCUGCUGGUGGCAAGGAUGGUGCUGCUGUUGCUGCUUGUGCUGAUGCUGGUGCUGGUGCUGGUGCUGGUGCUGGUGCUGGUGCUGGUGCUGGUGCUGGUGCUGGUGCUGAUGCUGGUGCUGGUGCUGGUGCUGGUGGUGGUUGUGGUGGUGGUGGUGGCAGAGUGAGUGGGUUUGAGAGUGUGCUGGAUUUCACAGGGUUCUCUCCCCCCACGUCGUGUUCCUCGGUUGGCACACUGUCCCCUGCCAUUAUGUCGUUUGAGGCGCCUGAAAAGUCCUUAUCGGUGGCCAGCAAGCUGCUGGAGAGGCACGGCGCGCGAGUCACCGCCGUGGAUGGCGGCGCCAAGGCGCUUCAAGCCCUCGCCCCGCCCCACCCCUACGACCUCGUCCUCAUGGACCUCCAGAUGCCGGGCAUGGAUGGGCUGGAGGCGACUCGGAGGAUCCGAGCGCGGGAGAGGGCUGAGGGCGGGGGGCAUGUGGCCAUCAUUGCGCUCACAGCGGAUGUGAUUGCCGGCACGCGCCACCACUGCUUUGCCGUCGGCAUGGAUGACUACCUCUCCAAACCCCUCGAGGAGGCGCAGCUCUCCAAGGCCGUCUGGCGCUGCCUCGCCCAUACAUGA